This is a messenger RNA of Solanum pennellii, 564 nucleotides long. RefSeq lists its product as uncharacterized. Bases 1 to 564 code for a protein of 187 amino acids. Lineage: Eukaryota; Viridiplantae; Streptophyta; Magnoliopsida; Solanales; Solanaceae. The transcript has a single exon. The record is from RefSeq and is a predicted model, not a curated record.
AUGAGUACUCCUUUAGAGUUCAAUCACAAACUUACCAGUCUAGAAUAUGAUCAAAGUGUUGGUGUUUCUAAUGAUCCUGAACUAGAUGAUGUUACAUUUUAUCAGAGGUUGAUUGGGAAGCUGUUAUAUCUAACGAUUACUAGGCCUGAUAUUUGUUUCAGUGUGCAAGUUUUAAGUCAAUUCAUGCAACAUCCUAAAACUUCUCAUUGGGAAGCAGCACUAAGAAUUGUGAAGUACAUAAAGAGGUCUCUAGGAUUUGGAGUUUUGCUAAGUAAAGGAACUGAACCUUCAAAACUCACUAGAUAUUGUGAUUCUGAUUGGGCUUCAUGUACAAAUACAAGGCGAUCAGUCACAGGGUACAUGGUAAAACUUGGAGAUUCGUUGAUUUCUUGGAAAUCGAAAAAACAGCAGACUGUUAGUCGAAGCUCUGCUGAAGCAAAAUAUAGGAGUUUGGCAGCUCUAGUUGUGGAGUUAGUGUGGUUAGCUGGCUUACUCAAGGAACUUCAUUGUCCAGUUGUUAGUCCAAUAUUAUUUUUCACAGACAGCAAAUCAGCUACCAGAUAG